Messenger RNA from Fundulus heteroclitus (mummichog), 2348 nucleotides. It is a transcript of the gene rbm38, whose product is annotated as RNA binding motif protein 38. Lineage: Eukaryota; Metazoa; Chordata; Actinopteri; Cyprinodontiformes; Fundulidae. The transcript is spliced from 4 exons. The coding region runs from base 417 to 1172 and encodes 251 amino acids. The record is from RefSeq and is a predicted model, not a curated record. Gene Ontology annotation, molecular function: RNA binding. Gene Ontology annotation, cellular component: cytosol.
UCUCUCUCUCUACCCAAGUGUUCAACAGUUCCGUGUUUACGGCUUCUGUGCGGUGGGGGUUUCCUUUGUGCGCGUACAGCAGGGACAGGGUGGAGCUGAGGGCGGGAUGCUCCGACGGGAACGGACGCACCGCCUGUCUAUUGGACCAGAAGCACAAGACGAGCGAAGCGCCUGUGAGAGUCCGCCGGAGCUUUUAGGACUUGGCGUGUUUUUUUGUUUUCUCCGGGACGGGAGGUUUGGAAAGACACCUGUCCGCCGAGGCGCAUAUCCCGACAGCUCCGUCCGAGGCUGAAGCAUGGACGCGCUCCAAGCCUUUUUAUUAUUAUUGAUAAUAUUAUAGGAGCUGCCGGCGACAGCGGCGCGUAAAGUUGGUUUUUCUUCCCUUUCGUCGCGCUUAGUUUUUUUUUCUCAGCUUUAUGAGUUCGCCGCUGUUUCUAGGUCAGCUGCUCGGGGUUCCGUUAGAAAUAAUGCCCCCCACCAUGGAGAAGGACACAACUUACACCAAGAUCUUCGUCGGCGGGCUGCCUUACCACACCAGCGACGCCUCACUUCGGAAAUAUUUCGAGACUUUCGGGGACAUCGACGAGGCGGUGGUGAUCACGGACAAGCAGACGGGAAAAUCCAGAGGAUACGGCUUUGUGACCAUGGUGGACAGGGCAGCAGCAGAGCGGGCGUGCAAAGACCCGAACCCCAUCAUCGACGGCAGGAAGGCCAACGUGAACCUGGCGUACCUCGGUGCAAAGCCCCGCAGCUCACAGACAACUCUUCCAGCCGGAGUUCACCAAGUCCUUCCUCCGUGGACUCAGAGGCAAUACGGGUUCACCCAGCAGUACGUCUACCCGCAGGCGUUCCUCCAACCCAGCCUCCUGCUGCAGUCUCAGCUGAGCCCCACGGCGACGGCUCUCGCCUCCCCUUACCUGGAGUACAGCUCUGCCUACAGCCCGUACGCCGCCGUGUCAGGACUGGAGCAGUACCCCUACGUCCCCUCCCCGUCGCCCUCUACAGGCUACCUCAGCUACAGCUUCUCCCCCGGUACACCGACGCCCGCUCUAACCGCUCCUCCGACCCCUCCGGCCGCCAUCCAUCCUCCUCUAGCCGCGCUCACCGCCGUGUCGGCCACACCGCCAGCCUUCCUCCAUUAUCCCCUCCACCAGCCUGACCGAAUGCAGUGAGCAGACCUGAGCGGCGCUGAAACUGCAGACUAGACCAAUCCAAACCGGGCGACUGCUGAUUGGAGACGUUAUCAGGGCAAGACUGGACCUGGGGAUGUGGGUGGGAGUGCGGAGUUAUAAAAAGGGCUUUUUGAGAGAUCUCUCACUCCUGUUUUUUUUUGUUUUUUUUAUAUAUAUAUAUAUAUCCUAGGUGUAACAGAAAAUGAUAACGAUCACCCUGCAUUGUCGUCAGCGCUCACUGUGAAUGUUUUCCGAAACUGGAGUCAGUCGUGAUCAGUCACCUUUAAGAUGCUUCUUGUUGGCAGUCAGACUGCAGGAGGGAACGCGAAGUAAAGACGAGGAGGAAAAACGUCUUUCUGCCGUGUUGCAGCAGCUGCAUUUUCUCCAAAGGUACUGCACUGAAUGCUGGACCUCAGCCAACCUGAGAGCCAGGCUCUCUCUGAAACACGGGGCCAGUUACCUCUGCUUCAAGGUUACCUUUACGUCCGUGGCCCUGAGGAUUUCUCUCUGUGCCCGACUUAUCAUUUUUAUUACUCUCCUUCCGAAAAUGAACAAAUAUGUUUAUCGUAACCCCUUUUUGUUCCCGUUAUCUACUGCUAGGAAGUUAUAACACGAGGAUCCUCACAGAAUAUGCAAUUACGAUGACUAAGGAUGAGUAAGAUUGAGGUAGGCAACACUGGCGUUUAGAUUUUGUUGUUGUUUUUUUUUUUUUCUAUUCCUAGAGCAUUACUCAGAGCACAACUCUGUCAGGAUUAAAACACAAUGUUCCUGAGAUUACAUUUCUUAGCUGCUUUUUACCUCUCUUUUUUUAACCAAUGACAUUUGGAGCAAAUGUGUCUUUAGGACAAUUGUUUUUCUUUCAUUUUCAUUUACUCUGUUGUCAAUGCAUCCAGGUUUAGAGCCCUCCACACCUAUUAGCAGCCCUGGGUAAUUUGUGUAAGAAGUCUUAAAGUAUAUUUAUCUUUUAUGUCAGUAUAAUUAUCUCACAUUGAAAGUUUAAGCAACGCCUCCUGGGACCUCUGAGCUUAACUGUGAUGCAACAUGUUUAUCUUUACAUGUUCAUUUUUAAGUGGAUCUGUGUCACAGGGGUUUAAUAACGAUCUACUGCUUCUGUCCCUGGGUUUUAAAUAUGACACACACACAAAAGUAACAACUUACCUUAGCCACUCAAACAGA